Molecule: messenger RNA, 1146 nt
Organism: Telopea speciosissima
Lineage: Eukaryota; Viridiplantae; Streptophyta; Magnoliopsida; Proteales; Proteaceae
Exons: 2
Coding region: 1-1146 (381 amino acids)
Source: RefSeq, a predicted model, not a curated record
AUGGUAGAGAUCAUUGCAGCUCAGAACGAGGCGAGUGGAGUUCUGGAGAAGAAAACGAUAGUAGAUAAGGAAAAAGAAGAGAAGAAGGUAGAAAAGAAGGAGGACAAAAAACCCCGAGCUGACAGGGCACCCAGCCCCGAGUACACACCACUCAAUGCAAGAAGAUUGGAGAUAUUGAUGCAGAUAAAGGGAAAAGGGUUGCUGAACCAGCCCGUACCUAUGUUUUCAAAGCCUGAGGAUAGGAACCCUAAAAAAUACUACCGUUUUCACAGGGAUACAGGCCAUGAUACGAAAGAUUGUAGACAGUUGAAAAGGGAAAUAGAGAACCUUAUUCGGGACGGGCACCUGUUAAAGUAUGUAGACAGAAGGAAGGACUCCCGACCCGAUCAUAAAGAAGAGGAGAGACAUGUCGGGAGAGAUGAUCGAAGGCAUGACAAAGAAAGAGUAACCAACAGAAGGGGUGAGCCCACCAGGGAAACAGGGCAGUCAAGCCGGCCUUUGGCGGCUCCCAUCCUUACAACCUUGGGUGGGCUGGGACAAGAGUCAGCAAGAAAGGCGAAAGCACACGCCGGUUUCAUCGGGGUGGUUGAAGCGACCACCAAAAUCGCUAGGACCGACCUGACCAUAUCCUUCGCUAGUGAGGACAUGGAGGGAAUCAAUUGGCCUCACGAUGAUGCCAUCGUUUUACAAAUGUUUAUUCAGGACAGGAUGGUCCACAAGAUCCUGGUGGACACCGGAGCUUCGGUCGACCUGUUAUCUUACCAAGCUUUCAAACAGUUUGGGUUAGGCGAAGAAAGCCUCAGGCCUGACGGCAAUAAUCUGUACCGCUUCUCGGGUGAGGCAGCGAAAAUAGAGGGGAGUAUAAAGAUGCCCGUUACGGUGGGGGAAUACCCCAAUGAGGUCACAGUAGAAAUCAACUUCAUGGUGGUAAGCAACGGAUAUGCCAGGAAUCCCCAGGAGCUUCGCAGAGCACCAACUCAGCAUAAACCCAAUGUACCGACCUGUCCAGCAGAAAAGAAGGAAUUUCGCUAUGGAGAGACUGUUGGCAAUCGAGGUAGAAGUUCAGAAGCUGAAAGACUCAGGAUUUAUCCACGAAAUAGAAUUCCCGAGCUGGCUUUCCAACGUGGUCAUGGUCCCAAAGUCUAA